AGCCUAACAUAGACCAAAAAAUACUUCUACAACAAAUGCCAGCUAUUAUAAUUUGUAAUGUGUCUAAACUGGAAGAUUUGCCUGUUAGCAACUUUACAUUCGAGUAUUUAUUUUCUACCCGGUCUAUACAAUGCAAUUUUCAAGCAACUAAAACAAACAAAACUAUAUAUGCUGAGUUGUUUGGAUUAUCAAAAAAAGUUAUUGAUUCAGCUAUUCAAGCAAAUGCAUCUCAGAAAUUAUUUAAUACCUUAAAGUCACUACUCUAUGACAUGCAAAAUCAGAUCAAUAAAAAUCAAUCAAUUGAUUAUAGUCAUACUAAUACUAUUAAUAACCCAACCAUUGUUAAACAUAAAGGCUGA
This is a messenger RNA of Cetraspora pellucida, 359 nucleotides long. NCBI's taxonomy places the organism in Eukaryota, Fungi, Glomeromycota, Glomeromycetes, Diversisporales, Gigasporaceae. The record is from the annotation of a GenBank genome assembly.